AUGCCAUAUUGGCAUAACAGUAGCAGAGAGUUCGGCAAGUUGAUUAUUGAUAUUAACAUCUUGACAGGGUGCCGCUGCCAUGAACGCUGGAGAGGCGAUGACAGUACUGUUUGUGCAGCUGACGAUGUUGCUGGGGUAGCAAUGGACGGUACGAGAGUUGAUUGCACAGUUGGUUGCAACAGUAGUGGCGCCUCUGGUACUGGAGACGAUGGUAUACCUGCACUUGCCGAUGAUGGAGUCGGAGUUGGUACAUGUAUAGCAGGCGAUGAAUCUGAUACUGAUGCAACAGAUGGCACAACAACAGAUGAUGGAGGAUUUAAAGAUGUUUGGGAUAAUGGCUCUAGUACCACAGAUGCAGAUAGAAGAAUUGGUGCAGAUGUGUGA
Rasamsonia emersonii CBS 393.64 is the source of this 384-nucleotide messenger RNA. RefSeq lists its product as uncharacterized. The record is from RefSeq and is a predicted model, not a curated record. Bases 1 to 384 code for a protein of 127 amino acids. NCBI's taxonomy places the organism in Eukaryota, Fungi, Ascomycota, Eurotiomycetes, Eurotiales, Trichocomaceae. The transcript has 3 exons.